Molecule: messenger RNA, 2446 nt
Organism: Carica papaya (papaya)
Lineage: Eukaryota; Viridiplantae; Streptophyta; Magnoliopsida; Brassicales; Caricaceae
Gene: MCA1
Product: PLAC8 family protein
Biological process (GO): cell surface receptor signaling pathway
Source: RefSeq, a predicted model, not a curated record
GGCCAAAGGCGUCGUGAACCGAACAGUGACAAACAAACAGCACCGAAACUGUGAGCGAUAAAAGAUAGACAGAUAGAGAGAGAUCUCCAUUCUCUCUUCCUUGGAAGUCCAACAAAUCCAUUUCACAAGAGGAGAAGAAAAAGAAGCUAUAUAUUUCCGUAAUGGCAAUGUCUGUUCAUCUCAGAAUUCUGUGCUCUUCUUCUCUCUCGUUUUAACCCUUUCUUCUCUUCUGAUUAUAAUAUAACCCGCUGCACCGAAAAGAGAAAACUAAACUCAAACUAAAGAAAAAAGAGAAUAAUAACGAAUCCAGCCCUAAAAAUUAGUGCAGCUUCUCUGGAGUAGGGUAUGCGUUGAGUUCCUGUGGAGAAAGAGAUGUAUCACCGGCAGUCAUUGGGGGAUUAGGCGAGUUAACGGCAGUUUAGGAAAAAGAUUAAGAAAAAGAAAUGGACGACCUCUGCAAGGUUGAAGAUCUCGAGUGAUAAUGCGGUUUCUAAGCAGAUCACGUCAAGUUGCUCGGGAUCCAGCUUGAAACCGGACAAGUUGUUGAUUAGCUUUCUGUACUUUGAUUGAUCCUGUCGAUAUAUUACUGAUUCUUUACACUGAGAAUCAGCUCCGCUCUGCAUGUUAAGCAAUGCAAAAGAACCAACCUAUAACCAACAAGGAGUAUCUUGUAAUGUUGAAAUUAUUGGCGUAAAAAGAGGAGUUUUAGGUCGAUUGGGAGGUGAGGAUGGCGUCUUCAUGGGAGCAUUUUGGGGAGAUUGCGAAUGUCGCGCAGCUGACGGGACUAGAUGCUGUUCGACUGAUUGGUAUGAUAGUCAGUGCGGCAAACACAGCGCGAAUGCACAAGAAGAACUGUAGGCAAUUCGCACAGCAUCUUAAGUUGAUUGGGAACUUGCUGGAGCAGCUCAAGAUCUCGGAGCUGAAGAAGUAUCCAGAGACACGGGAGCCACUAGAGCAGCUUGAGGAUGCGCUGAGGAGGUCUUACAUCUUGGUAAACAGUUGCCAAGAUCGUAGUUAUCUCUAUUUACUUGCCAUGGGGUGGAACAUCGUUUACCAGUUCAGGAAGGCGCAGAAUGAGAUUGAUCGAUACCUGAAAAUCAUCCCCCUCAUCACUUUGGUGGACAAUGCUCGAGUCAGGGAGAGAUUGGAAGAUAUUGAGAGGGAUCAACGGGAAUACACAUUAGAUGAAGAGGACAGAAAGGUGCAAGAUGUUAUUUUGAAACCAGACGCCCCGUCAAAUGCUGCUGUUGUCUUGAAGAAAACUCUUUCUAGUUCUUACCCGAACUUGGCUUUCAAUCAAGCAUUGCAAAAGGAAAAUGAAAAGCUUCAUCUUGAGCUACAGAGGUCGCAAGCAAGUUAUGAUGUGAGCCAAUGCGAAGUAAUUCAGCAUUUGCUUGAUGUUACUGAAGUGGCUGCAGCAAAUUCUCUUCCAGAGAAGGGUUCUCCCAAGAAAGGCUCCAAGAAAGUAGAGUGCAAUUCAUAUGCCAAUAGUGAGAAUGAUCGUUCAUUUUAUGAGAGUUCUCCCAAGAAAGGUGAUACUCGCACAACCUCAAGAACCACAUCUUCAGUUUCAUCUGGACAUGAUCUUCUCUCAAGGAAAGGAUCACAUCGUCAUGAAGAAUGGCACACUGACUUGCUUGAUUGCUGUUCAGAACCUUCUUUAUGUAUAAAGACAUUCUUCUAUCCUUGUGGCACACUUUCGAGGAUUGCUACUGUGGCAACUAACAGGCACAUGUCUUCAGCAGAAGCAUGUAAUGAAUUGAUGGCAUAUUCAUUAAUAUUAUCAUGCUGUUGUUACACUUGCUGUGUAAGAAGGAGGCUUCGCAAGAUGUUCAAUAUCACGGGAGGAUAUGUUGAUGAUUUCCUAUCACAUGUAAUGUGUUGCUGCUGUGCACUUGUCCAAGAAUGGCGAGAAGUGGAAAUUCGUGGAGUUUAUGGUCCUGAGAAGACAAAAACAAGCCCUCCACCCUCACAAUUCAUGGAAGCUUAAGUGAUUGGAUAUAAGCUUUUGUGAUUGAUAUACGUCAUAGGUAAUGGCUGGUUGCCAGAGUUAAAUGAAACCUGUACUGGGAUUUCUUCCUUGCCGUGAUUUCACCAUAUGUAAAGCUAGUUUUAUAUUGGUGUCUAGAUUCGUCACAUGGUGUAUCAUAAACUAUAUUGAUAUAUAUUUUUUCUAAAUGUUUACUCCGGUGUCCUAUAAUUUCUCUGUAAAUGGAUUGCCUGAAGUAUCCUAUUGUGUAACGGAGGCAUGAGUAGGGUGUGGGUACUGCAUUAUAGACGGAAAGAUUACUGCUGCUGCUUAUACUUCCCGAGUAUCUUGACUGAUUUACAGGAUUUCAUUUGUACAAAAUGUUUAUGGUGAUCCCUAGUCAGUCUAACAGCUAUAGACUCCAUGGAUGUAGAUUAUGAAUGAUAGUAUUUCGAAUUGCAAAGUGGUGCAUCAACA